AUGGCAGAACAACAUUGCGGAACUCAGCAGAAUGCUCUACCCCUCGACUGGUCUUCGUGGUCAGUCGGGCCAUCUACAACCUCAAGACUUGAUCAUCCUUUCUUUAAUGGCUGCGACGAUUCCCAGCCAACUCCUCCCUACUACUACCUGCCCCCGCCUGGUUUCAGCUCAACAUUUCAACAUUACUCGGAUGAACCGGAGACGCCUCGUCAUGAAGAGUCCAGUAAUCCAGACAAGUCGACAGAAGUACUCUCGUCUCCUGGGUAUAGCCAUCUGGAAGAUGAGAAGCGAUUCAUUUUGAAUGCUCGUUUGAGCAACGAACCGUGGAAGGUCACUAAAGGGGCUUACAAGAACCGCUUCAAGUCCUUCCCCUCUAAGGCCCCGAACGUUUUAAGCAUGAGAGUAGACCCCCUCAAAAAGAAGUACCCCGAAGUGAAAGACAUCCCGGAACAGAGCAACAUAAUAAUUGAAAAGGCGGAACGCUCCGUCAAGAGAAAGAAAGGACCACGGCCGCCGCCGGAUUGA
Molecule: messenger RNA, 525 nt
Organism: Colletotrichum higginsianum IMI 349063
Lineage: Eukaryota; Fungi; Ascomycota; Sordariomycetes; Glomerellales; Glomerellaceae
Product: reverse transcriptase and RNase H
Exons: 2
Coding region: 1-525 (174 amino acids)
Source: RefSeq, a predicted model, not a curated record